UGUUAUACUUAUUUUAUGUUAAGGGGGUUUACCAAGAUUUCUCCUUUUUCCUUGAUUUAGUUAUUAUUUUUAGAAUGUUUUAUUUAGUCGGUUUAGGAUUAGGUGAUGCUAAAGAUAUAACAGUUAAGGGACUAGAAAUAAUAAGAAAAUGUGAUAAAGUUUUGCUUGAGGGUUAUACUUCCAUUCUCACAGUGGGAAAAGAUGCUUUGGAAGAAUUUUAUGGCAGACCAUUACUCAUUGCUGAUCGGGAACUAUGUGAGAGUGGCAUUGAUGACAUAUUACAAGAAGCAAAGCAGAAAGAAAUAGCUUUACUUGUGGUCGGGGAUCCCUUGGGUGCCACUACACAUACUGAUAUGCUGUUACGAGCUAAACAAUUAGGAGUAAAAUCACAGAUUGUACAUAAUGCAUCCAUAAUGAAUGCUGUUAGUUGUUGUGGAUUACAACUAUACAACUUUGGAGAAACUGUUUCAGUUCCAUAUUGGACUAAUACCUGGAAACCAGACAGCUAUUUUGAGAAAAUUUUAAAUAACUAUUCAAGAAAUCUACACACACUAUGUUUAUUGGAUAUCAAAGUGAAAGAACCUACUGAAGAAUCGCUUACGAAAAAAGUUCGCCAGUACAUGGAUCCAAAAUUUAUGUCAGUUAAAGAAGCAGCUGCACAAUUAAUUGAAAUUAUAAAUAAUAAACCAAAUUCAGGAAUAGAUAAAAGCAGCAUUGCCGUUGGGCUAUCACGAGUUGGGGCAAGUGAUCAGCGAAUUAUUGUAAGAUCUUUGGAAGAAAUGCAACACUUUGACCUCGGGCCGCCACUGCACAGUCUAGUCAUUCCUGCGCAUGAAUUGCACCCAUUGGAAACAGAUUAUCUAGCACAAUUCAGAUGAAAUAAAAUUUAAUCUGAUGAACA
Chilo suppressalis (striped riceborer) is the source of this 901-nucleotide messenger RNA. Lineage: Eukaryota; Metazoa; Arthropoda; Insecta; Lepidoptera; Crambidae. The record is from the annotation of a GenBank genome assembly.